AUGGUUCAACUUUUCGCAUCUAGUCUUGUGCUGGCUCUGGUCUCUACCUCCACAGCUUGGAAGCUUGGGGUUUCAGACUGUGGUUCUAACUCUCAUUACAUCAAUUACACCACCGUCACAGGAUUCUUUUUGCAAGAUGAUUCGGCAACUAUCCCAAGCUCCUUUGACUACUCUACAGUCAAUUUUGGGCUCAUCAACCAGACAUAUUCCACAGAUGAUGCGUUCGACAAGUGUGGGCGUAAGACUCAGUGGCAGAAGUUCGCCAACUAUGUCAAUACCUUGAAUAAAGAGUCCGGCGAUGACGUUACUUACAAGGUGCUCUGGAUGGGAAGGCACGGUGAAGGCUACCAUAAUGCAGCAGAAACGUUCUACGGCACGCCGGCAUGGAACUGUUAUUGGUCCGAGCUGGAAGGCAAUGGCACCGUGCGAUGGGAUGAUGCGUUGCUAACAGAGGCUGGCAUUGCUCAGGCCGAGAAAGCGAACAAGUUCUGGAAAUACGAGCUGGAGAACCAAAGGAUUCCUGCACCUCAGUCGUAUUACAGCAGCCCGUUGCGCCGAUGCCUUUACACCGCUAAUAUCACCUUCUCCGGUCUUGACCUUCCUGAGGAUAGGCCGUUUGUUCCUACAAUUAAGGAAUUCUUCCGCGAGGGAAUCAGCAUCCAUACCUGCGACAGGCGGUCGAACAAGACUACUAUUGCAGGUCUUGUCCCAACUUGGAAGUUUGAGCCAGGCUUCCCGGAGCAGGAUCCGUAUUGGACCGGUGUACUGGGCGAGGACUCUUCGUCCCAGGAUGCGCGUUCUAAGAUCGUUCUUGAUGAGGUCUUUAGCGAGGACGAUAACACAUGGCUGAGCAUAACGGCGCACUCAGGUGAAAUUGCCAGCAUUUUGCGUACUCUUGGUCACCGCACAUUUAGCUUGUCUACUGGACAGAUCAUCCCUGUGCUAGUGAAAGCCCAGAAGUUGUAUCAAGCGUAA
Molecule: messenger RNA, 975 nt
Organism: Phaeoacremonium minimum UCRPA7
Lineage: Eukaryota; Fungi; Ascomycota; Sordariomycetes; Togniniales; Togniniaceae
Product: putative phosphoglycerate mutase protein
Exons: 2
Coding region: 1-975 (324 amino acids)
Cellular component (GO): cytoplasm
Molecular function (GO): phosphatase activity
Source: RefSeq, a predicted model, not a curated record